This is a messenger RNA of Lactuca virosa, 3468 nucleotides long. Lineage: Eukaryota; Viridiplantae; Streptophyta; Magnoliopsida; Asterales; Asteraceae. The record is from the annotation of a GenBank genome assembly.
ACAAUUCCUAAAUCAUUUUGAACUUUGUUCUUAAAGCAGUAAAGUGUGAUUGAUCGGUUGUGAAGGGUUUAUAUCCAAUUUUAUUUGUAAUAAUUGUUGAUCAGAGUCAUCGAUGGAGGUUGGAGUGGAUAAUUCACCGGAGAUCGUCGGAGUUGCGAUGGAGUUUCCGGUCGUCGACGGUGCAGGGUUAUCAUCGCCUCCAAUUUUACCGCCUAGGCUUCGCCGAAGACUAACAGAAACAAAGGCGUCUCCUUCUAGUGUUGAAGAAAUCGAAGCUAAGCUUCGGGAUGCAGAUCUUCGUAGACAGAAAUUUUAUGAGCAUUUAUCAAGCAAAGCAAGGCCAAAGCCCAGGAGUCCUCCACAAUCUGCAUAUGAGGAAAAUCUUGGUCAACGUCUUCAGGCGAAGCUCCUAGCUGCUGAACAGAAGAGGUCUAGCAUUUUGGCAAAAGCCCAGUUGCGUCUAGCAAAGCUUGAUCAGUUGAGGCAAGCAGCAAGAACUGGAGUAAAAGUGCGUGUGAAGAAAGAAUGUCAAGAACUUGGUACAAAAGUGGAAUUAAGAGUAAGGCAAGCAGAAACAAACAGAAUGAGAAUCUUGAAAGCAUACAGACAAAGAAGGGCCACAUUAAGGGAAAGGACAUCAGAAUCUCUUAUAAGAAGGAUUGCAAGAGAGAGUAAGUAUAAAGAGCGUGUUUGUGCUGCUAUUUCUCAAAAAAGGGCAGCUGCUGAACAGAAAAGAUUAGGAUUACUUGAAGCUGACAUGGAAAAAGCACAUGCUAGGCUUUUACAAGUAAGAAAGGUAGCCAAGUUGGUCUCUCAGCAGCGAGAGAUUGAGAGGAGGAGAUUGAGGGAGACUUUGGAAGAUAAACUACAAAGGGCAAAGAGACAGAGAGCAGAAUACCUAAUGCAAAGAGCAAGGCUACACAAUACUAUAGGUGCAAAUUGGUCCAAGAAAAUGCAGAAUCAAGCUGACAAUCUUUCUAGAAAAUUAGCAAGGAGAAACACCACCCCCAGAAGUGCUGCUGCUGCCCGGAGUAGACACACAAAGAAACCAGUGGCUGCCCGAGCUGCCCCCAAGUCACCAGUUAAGUUAUCAAGGUACCAAGUCAGAAUAGUCCUAUGUGCAUACAUGAUUCUUGGUCACCCUGAUGCGGUUUUUAGUGGGCAAGGGGAGCGUGAGUCUGCUUUAGCCAAUUCUGCAAAGAAAUUUAUCCAAGAAUUCGAGUUGUUGAUUAAUAUAAUAUUAGAUAGACAUCAAGAAUCAAACACUAGAAGCACAUUCAGAUCGCAGCUUGAAGCUUUUGAUUCUGCAUGGUGUGCGUAUCUGAAUAGCUUUGUGGUAUGGAAGGUGAAGGAUGCUGAAUCUUUAGAGGAGGAUUUGGUGAGGGCUGCAUGCCAGAUGGAAAUUUCCAUGAUGCAAAAAUGCAAACUUACACCUGAAGGAGAUAAUGCUGAUCUUACACAUGAUAUGAAAGCUAUUCAGAAACAGGUUACAGAAGAUCAGCAACUAUUGAGGGAAAGAGUAAUGCACCUGAGUGGAGAUGCAGGAAUAGAACGCAUGAGGAAUGCUCUUUCUGAUACACGAACAAAAUACUUUGAAGCAAAGGAGAAUGGUAGCCCUGUUGGUUCACCAGUGCCACAUAUACCCCCAUACAAUGCUGACUCAGACAAAAGAAACAGAAGUGAAGAAGAGCCUAGCCGUGUGGUUCGUUCCCUAUUCCAAGAUGAUGCUUCCAAACCACUACAAAAAGAUGUGGGCCCCUCUGGUGCCAGCAAUCAUUCUGUCAGCAUGGAGAAUGAGUUGAUUGUGAAUGAAUUUGUUCAUGGGCAACACUAUUCAUCUGCCAACAGUUUGAAUGCUAGUGAUGAGGACCAGACAAUGGUGAAGGUACGACAAACAAUGGAAAAAGCUUUCUGGGAUGGAAUCACGGAUUCCAUUCAUCAGGACAAAUACGAUCGGGUUGUGGAAUUGAUGAAGGAAGUGAGGGAUGAACUUUGUGAGAUGGCUCCUCAGAGUUGGAAACAAGAAAUCAUUGAAACAAUUGAUGUUGUUAUUCUUUCACAGUUGUUGAAUUCUGGAAGUUUAGACAUGGAGUAUCUAGGGAAAAUUAUGGAGUUUGCAUUAGUCAGCCUACAGAAACUUUCAGCUCCAGCAAAUGAAAACAAUCUUAAAGAAUCCCACAAAAAAGUCUUACAAGAACUAGCCGAUAUAUGCCAAAAAGACAAUUCUAACCAUUCACAUGCCAUAGCAUUGGUUAAAGGCUUACGCUUUGUACUAGAGCAGAUACAGGUGCUGAAGCAAGAAAUUAGCAGUGCCCGUAUAAAGAUAAUGGAACCGUUACUAAAAGGGCCCGCUGGUUUGGAGUAUUUAGGAAAAGCAUUUGCAAAGCGAUUUGGUCAACCAUCCGAUGCGUUGACUCACCUUCCGUUGACUUUCAGAUUGCUUUCUUCAAUAGGGUCAACCUUUAAUCAGGAAUGGAGUGACCACAAACAGACCCUUGAAAGUUUGCAAGAUGGUUUACCUAAGGUGGUUGUUCCUUCUACUGCUCUUAGAACUGGUGGAAGCUUCUCUAAUGGAUUGCAAACUUCAUCCUCUGUUUCUAAUUCUAUAACAGAUGCUGAUGCUGCAGAUAAUCAGUACUCAGAGUGCAAGGGAGAGAAGCGUGAUUUGUUAGUGAGACUCGGUUUGCUGAAGCUGGUGAAUGAUGUUUAUGGUGUGACUCAGGAGGAGUUGCCCGAAACAUUAAAGCUCAACUUUCUCAGGCUGAGGGUUGUUCAGGCCCAACUUCAGAAGAUCAUUGUCACUGCUACAAGCAUACUAGUUCUUCGACAAACACUUGUAAUGGAGCAAAUGAUAUCAACACCCGAAGAGAUGGAAGCCACAAUACAAAAAUGUUCAACAGAGCUUUUACAGAUCCUAGACACAAUGGAAAACGCAGGACUUGAAGAAAUUGUUCAAGUUCUGAACAAAACGGCAGACAAAUUCGAUAAGUCCAAUGAUCUAACAGAAGCCGAAUCAAGAAGACUGGUGAUGGCAAGAAUGUUGAGAAAAAGUGUACAAGCCGAUGACUCUGUGUUUGUGAAGGUGUCUAGGGCAGUGUAUUUGGCUACCAGAGGGGUGUUACUUGGCGGCAACCAUGGGAGGAGAUUGGCGGAGAUGGCACUCCGGCAGGUUGCGGCGGUGGUUCUUACCGAUAGAGUGGUGGAGGUUGGGAAGGUGUUGGGGGUGAUGGCAAGUGUGAGUGGGAGUGUUCAUGGAGCGUGGUAUGAUAAGUUGGUUGAGAAUGUGUGAGUAGUUGUGUUGUUUGGUUUGUGAUUUGUACAUAUAUAAACAUGGUCAGUGGUGUGGGAUUUUUAAGUACAUGAUUUGUGUAGAAAAUGUGGUAGUAAAUAGUGCAAGGGAGGAGGUAUGUGUAAAUUUGCUACUAAAUCCGUGUAUGUAAAGGGCAUGAAUAAAAAAAUGUUUAGUGA